This is a messenger RNA of Didymosphaeria variabile, 2409 nucleotides long. RefSeq lists its product as uncharacterized. Bases 1 to 2409 code for a protein of 802 amino acids. Lineage: Eukaryota; Fungi; Ascomycota; Dothideomycetes; Pleosporales; Didymosphaeriaceae. Gene Ontology annotation, biological process: RNA polymerase III preinitiation complex assembly. Gene Ontology annotation, cellular component: transcription factor TFIIIB complex. Gene Ontology annotation, molecular function: TFIIIC-class transcription factor complex binding. The transcript has 2 exons. The record is from RefSeq and is a predicted model, not a curated record.
AUGUCGGGAGAGGGGGAGCAGUCGCAGCCCAAAGCUGCACCCAAAGCGCCCACCAUUACCUCCGCUUUCAUCAACAAGGGUGCAAAGACAUUCGCACCGAAGAAGGCUGUUCGACGUCGACCUGCCGCAGCUGCGGCGCCUAAGCCGGCCGUACCUUCCUCCUCGCCUUCAGUUCCUGCCGUUGAGGGGACUUUGCAAACUCAAAUCCAAACACCAGCAGACUCUACACCCGCCGUUGAACAGUCCCAGGCUCAGUUAGAUCACACGCUCACUGUUGAACAAUCCGCGACCGCACAGCUUCCUACACCCGCUGCGACACAAGAUCCGACCCGGCAAGAUGUGCCCCAGACCGAACAAGUGCCUGCGCCGUCGACUGAGGUCGUUGACACCAGCGCUCCUGGUGCGGCCACCGAGUCUUCUACAACCCCCGCUUCCACCGUCAAGAAUACCACUUUUCAGCCCAAGGAAAGCGUCAAUAUUUCUGCGCAACCUGCGGCGCGGACUGCCACCUCGCCCGUAGCCACUGCAGAGAUUGAGUCUGAACGGUCACCGCAGCGACGAACAUCAAAAGCACCGGAGGAAGAACAAACACGACUGGCGGAACCAGAGGCUGCCUUUUUUGAGCCUGAAGCCACUACACAGGAACAGCCAGCUCAUGAGGCAUCUGCAGAAGAUGUGCAACCGGCGCGAACCACUGAUGCCGUCGCAGAACAUUCUUCCGAGGUUAUUGCCGAGCCCGCUGCAAAUGUUGUUCAGCCAGCCGAAGCCGCCAGCCAACCGACGGAAAAUUCUGAUGGUCCUGCUAUCAAUUCAGAAACUCCCGCUGAUACCGUUACCCCUACUCAGCCACAGAAUGCAUAUUCGGAGAACAUAACCACUACGCAAACCACCGCGGAGCCCAUAGAGGAGCGGACAUGGAUCGCGGUCAAUGCUGCGGUCGGCAAUGAGGAAAGGCCAAUGACAACCCCGAAGCCUCGCAAACCUACAGGCAGACGUAGGAAGAAGGCAGUAACGCUCCGAAAUAUAGACGAGGAAGAAGAGGAGGAGGCGAGAAGGCGAGAAGCUGGGGAGGUGGAAGAUGAUUAUGUCCCGCCACGAUCCAGACGACCGAACGCAAAGGCGAAAGGCAAAAGAAAAGCAGCAGAUGCGCCUACAGGUGAAGAAGAUGGCAUCGUACAACCACCUCCCAAGAAGAAACGGCAACCUAGAAAAGCUAAAGCGAAGGAUCCUAUUCCCACUGGGUCUGGACAAGACGUUGCGCCUGUGGUGGAGAACGAGAAUAGGGAGGCUAUUGAGAAUGUGCAAAGCGUGGAAAAUGGGGAUCCAGCGGAAAACGGCGAGGGCAGCAGAUCCACUCGCCCGACGCCAUCGAGGAAACGCAAGCGUCAAAGUACCUCGCAACUCAACGGCGAAGGUGAACAGCAGCCGAGACGAAAAGGGCGCCCACCGAGAGCACCAACUCCUUCAGAUGCUGAAGAUGAGGUCAUCGACGAGGACAACUUUUUCAUGGACGAUCUUGCGCGCCGAAACAUUCGUAUUGGAAAAUUGUCGCAACGCGAAAAGAAGAUGCGCGAGAUCAACUGGGAGGAAGUCAAACAACGCCAGAAGGAAAAAGAAGCCGAACAAAUGAACAGUCGAGCCGUGCACGCAGAGAUGGAGCGCCAGGCGCAGGAGAAAGAAAACGCAGUCCGCACGGCACAGGAACAAGUCAGGUAUGAGAAUGUAGGCGGCGAGAUGCGCAUCGUUCAAGGCUCGGGCCAGGUGAACUACGAAGAGAUUGCUGAAAGUCGAUAUGCUGAGGAAGUUGUCGAAGAAGACGACUUCACGAACCGCAUCACGUCGCGAAGUUUCAUGCGGAACAACAAGCGAUUUCCCGAAGAAUUCCUGCUACCAGGCCAGGGCAAGCGGUGGGACAUCAGAAGUACGCAGGACUUCUACGAGGCGCUCAGGAUGUUUGGCACAGACUUCGGCAUGAUGACGACGCUCUUCGAGGGCGUGUCGCGCCGAUCACUUAAGCUCAAGUUCAACCGCGAAGAACGCAAGCAACCCAAGGUCAUCAAGGACAUUCUACAGCAAAAAGACACCCGCCUCGGUAACUGGGAUGAGUUCCUGAAAGCUUCGGGGAAAGAAAGUGAGCAAUAUGAUCGCGUCGAGCAGAUCAAGAUGGAUUUGGAGGCGGCGGAAGAGGACGCGAGGAGGCAGAUUGAGGAGGCGAAGGCGGAAUUUGAGGAGGAAAGGAGGCAGAAGAGGUUGGCUGGAUUCAUGAGCGACGAGGAAGGCGGCGAGGACGAAGCGGGUAAGAAGAAAAAAGGGAAGAAGGGCAAGGAGAAACAGGUCACGUUCCAGCAGGACGAGGAGGGCGUUGAGGUGCUGGAGGUGGAUGAGAAUGACGGGUGGGGUGAGGGUUAG